Andrographis paniculata is the source of this 1785-nucleotide messenger RNA. Its product is annotated as RNA polymerase sigma factor sigF, chloroplastic. Gene Ontology annotation, molecular function: DNA-binding transcription factor activity. The record is from RefSeq and is a predicted model, not a curated record. Lineage: Eukaryota; Viridiplantae; Streptophyta; Magnoliopsida; Lamiales; Acanthaceae. The transcript is spliced from 9 exons. Gene Ontology annotation, biological process: regulation of DNA-templated transcription; DNA-templated transcription initiation. Bases 64 to 1707 code for a protein of 547 amino acids.
GUUAGGUCUUCGUUUUUGUUUAUUUGAUUUUGCGCGGCACAAUCAUUCGCGGAGAGUGGUGCAAUGGAGUUCGGAAGGAGCUUGGUUUCUUCUCCAACGCAAUUAUCAUUCCGAGCUACUCAUUUUAGAAACUGUUCGGCCUCUUCUAAUUCAGUUCUGCUGCUUCAUGAGCAAGUGACUCCUGUUGUUACGUCUUUGUCGACUAUUUCUUUUGCUGGAUGCUCGCCCACUUCUGUUCUUGCUCAGGAACAACGGAAUGAUAGUAGGCAGCUUUUAUGCUUAAAGGAUGACACCACAUCUCAGUUAAAGCAAGCAAGCCAGGUUGUAGUGGCACCUAAUCAUUCAACUGAUGAAAGGGAUGACAAUGUCGAUCCUGAUCUAAAUGAUUUUCGGCUUCAGUUGCUACGCAGGCCAGAGUUAUGGUAUUUAUGGUUGUCAUUCCAGAGAAAGGAACAGUACUUUCCUAACGAAACAAAGUUCAACCAAACACUCGAUACCGUAGACACGGAACAUGUUAUUGCCCUUGCAAAAGAAGCUUUUGCUGCAAGCAAGGAGGCAGCAACAAUCGCAAAAGAUGCUAAAUUAUUUGAAUCAGGUUUGACAUGGGCCAAUAUGCAAAGAACUGUGAGGUCAACGCGUCUUCUAGAAAGGCAAGCGAAGAGAAGGAGGGUGCCCAAACAUAACGUCGAGGUUCAGGAGACUCACCAUAGUAGGAAGGUGGAACAACUUAGAAAAUCGAGUGAAGAAUUUGAUCCCAAUGACCCUCUUCGAUUAUUCUUGUCAGGACCAGAAACAACACAACUUUUGACUGCAAAAGAGGAGUCGGAGUUAAUAGCAAAGAUACAGGAUUUGAAGAAACUACAAGAAGUUCGAAUGCAACUUCAAUCGCAAUUUUCGCGUGAACCCACUCUACUUGAGUGGUCUGCUGCAGUCGGGCUUAGUUGCCAAGCCUUGCAGUCCGAGCUUCGCUCCGGGAAUCGCAGUCGGGAGAAGUUAAUUUAUGCUAAUUUCCGUUUGGUUGUUCAUAUCGCGAAGCAGUACCAAGGGCGCGGUCUGAAUCUUCAGGAUCUUAUGCAGGAAGGAAGCAUGGGUCUGAUGAGGAGCGUCGAGAAGUUUAAGCCGCAAGCCGGUUGCAGAUUCGCCACUUACGCCUACUGGUGGAUAAGGCAGUCGAUUCGGAAAUCUCUGUUUCUACAUUCUAGAACCAUCCGUUUACCGGAAAAUGUGUACGCCCUCCUGUCGAAGGUUUACGAAGCGAAAAAGUUAUGCUUUCAGCAAGGUAAUCACAAUCCGACAAAAGAAGACAUAGCAAGAAACGCCGGAAUAUCCGUGGUGCGACUAGAAGAAUUGCUAUAUACAUCUAGAACUCCUCAAUCGAUACAACAGCCCGUCUGGACCGAUCAAGAUACUACAUUACAGGAGAUAACCGCCGACACCGCAAUCGAAUCCCCCGACGUUUGCAUUGCGAAGCAGCUUAUGCGAAAACACGUCCGCGGUCUCCUCAACGUUCUCAGUCCUCGCGAGAGGAAAAUCAUACGGCUGAGAUUUGGCAUCGAAGACGGUAAGCAGCGAUCGCUGUCUGAAAUCGGCGAUUGUUUUGGAUUGUCGAAGGAAAGGGUUCGACAACUCGAGAGUCGAGCAAUGUACCGGCUGAAACAGUGCCUCAAUAGCCACGGCCUCGCAGCCUACGCGGAGAUGAUCGUAUAAAACGGCGACGGUAAUGUAAUGUACAUAUAAAACUGCUAUGUAUAACAUUAUUUAUAUAUCGAGAUUACGUUCCCGAUC